AUGAAAGUAAGAGUCAUAGUCCGAGCCUGCAGUAAGAGCCCUAGUCCGAGCCUGCAGCAUGAAAGUAAAAGCCCUAGUCCGAGCCUGCAGCAUGAAAGUAAGAGCCCUAGUCCGAGCCUGCAGCAUGAAAGUAAGAGCCCUAGUCCGAGCCUGCAGCAUGAAAGUAAGAGCUCUAGUCCGAGCCUGCAGCAUGAAAGUAAGAGCCCUCUAGUCCGAGCCUGCAGCAUGAAACAUGAAAGUAAGAGCCCUAGUCCGAGCCUGCAGCAUGAAAGUAAGAGCCCUAGUCCGAGCCUGCAGCAUGAAAGUAAGAGCCCUAGUCCGAGCCUGCAGCAUGAAAAUAAGAGUCAUAGUCAGAGCAUGCAGCAUGAAAGUAAGAGCCCUAGUCCGAGCCUGCAGCAUGAAAGUAAGAGCCCUAGUCCGAGCCUGCAGCGUGAAAGUAAGAGUCAUAGUCCGAGCCUGCAGCGUGAAAGUAAGAGCCCUAGUCCGAGCCUGCAGCAUGAAAGUAACAGCCCUAGUCCGAGCCUGCAGCAUGAAAGUAAGAGUCAUAGUCCGAGCCUGCAGCAUGAAAGUAAUGUCCCAAAGGGCCCUAGUCCGAGCCUGCAGCAUGAAAGUAAGAGCCCUAGUCCGAACAUGCAGCAUGAAAGUAAGAGCCCUAGUCCAAGCCUGCAGGAUGAAAGUAAGAGCCCUAGUCUGAGCCUGCAGCAUGAAAGUAAGAGCCCUAGUCCGAGCCUGCAGAAUGAAAGUAAGAGCCCUAGUCUGAGCCUGCAGCAUGAAAGUAAGAGCCCUAGUCUGAGCCUGCAGCAUGAAAGUAAGAGCCAUAGUCCUAGCCUGCAGCAUGAAAAUAAGAGCCCUAGUCCGAGCAUGCAGCAUGACAGUAAGAGCCCUAGUCCGAGCCUGCAGCAUGAAAGUAAUGUCCCAAAGGGCCCUAGUCCGAGCCUGCAGCAUGAAAGUAAUGUCCCAAAGAGCCCUAGUCCAGGCAUGCAGCAUGAUAGUAAUGUCCCAAAGGGCCCUAGUCCGAGCCUGCAGCAUGAAAGUAAUGUCCCAAAGGGCCCUAGUCCGAGCAUGCAGCAUGAAAGCAAUGUCCCAAAGGGCCCUAGUCCGAGCAUGCAGCAUGAAAGUAAGAGCUCUAGUCCGAGCCUGCAGCAUGAAAGUAAGAGCCCUAGUUUGAGCCUGCAGCAUGAAAGUAAGAGCCCUAGUCCGAGCCUGCAGCAUGAAAGUAAUGUCCCAAAGGGCCCUAGUCCAAGCCUGCAGCAUGAAAGUAAGAACCCUAGUCCGAGCCUGCAGCAUGAAAGUAAGAGCCCUAGUCCGAGCCUGCAGCAUAAUAGUAAUGUCCCAAAGAGCCCUAGUCUGAGCCUGCAGCAUGAAAGUAAGAGUCCUAGUCCGAGCCUGCAGCGUGAUAGUAAGAGCCCUAGUCCGAGCCUGCAGCAUGAAAGUAAGAGCCCUAGUCAGAGCAUGCAGCAUGAAAGUAAGAGCCCUAGUCCAAGCCUGCAGCAUGAAAGUAAGAGCCCUAGUCAGAGCCUGUAG
This is a messenger RNA of Protopterus annectens (West African lungfish), 1524 nucleotides long. RefSeq names its product extensin-2-like. The transcript has 2 exons. NCBI's taxonomy places the organism in Eukaryota, Metazoa, Chordata, Ceratodontiformes, Protopteridae. Bases 1 to 1524 code for a protein of 507 amino acids. The record is from RefSeq and is a predicted model, not a curated record.